AAUAUAUAGCAACACUUUUCAUGAAUGUCAAAACAAAGUGCUGUUUCAGGCGAUUGUGAAAAUAUGAAUUCGAUUUUCGAUGAAAAUAAAUAAUUGAUGUACUGUAAUGACUGAAAUGUGCAAGUUUAUAAAUGAAAAUAAUGCUCUAUCGUCUUUUCCGCGGUCGUUUAAAAUUCAGGUUCUAUAUAGUUUUCACAAUAUUAGUUGCAGCCUCGAUAUGUUGUUACUUCUUUCCGCCGAUUUAUCAAAUUUCUCCAGUGACUGUGCCUCCAAACCCUUUGCACCCUCGUUCCUCACGACAUUUGUCUAAAUUGAUGACUGUAGUUUUCCGUCAGUUCGAGGAUUUCGAGAAUGAUAUCGCUGAUAGCGUGCAAUCUUUCGUAUCAGCCUUCCCUAAUAUGCCCGUGGUGGUGGUAUGCGAGAACACACCGUAUCCACCUUUUCCGUUCUCUGUGACGAACGAGACUCUGCGAAAUGUUAAGGUUUUAUCACUGGAGUUGAAGUUAAGUGCUUCGCCGCAGGACUUUAAUCCCUUGACGCAAAUAUUUACUGAGUAUGUGCUGUUCGUACCUGAUUCCACGCGAGUGUCGCGUCGUGUGCUGCAGCUGGCGAUGGCGGCGGCCAUGGCCAGCCCUACCCAGGCUGUAGCUAUUGGGGUGGGGAAUUCCCACUUAGUAUGUCAGCAUGUAAAGUGGAACUAUGUUGAUUGGACCCUACAGUACAGUAAAGAUGCUUCAGGCAAGGUCUGUGAUGCUGUACAUGGCCAGCAUGCACUGCUGAUUAAAACAGCAAUAUUACAGAAACUACCACAACCUUUCUCAUUGCCUUUUCCUGAGUCACUUUAUCUACAAACUGCUGUCAAAAAUGUUAAGGUUCAAUUAUCUGAUGGCAAGCUAAGUGCUGGUAGAGGAGUGCUGAAGACUCCAGGAGCAAAGCAGAGGGCAUCUCGUCAUAUGCGGGACUACAGGGUGGCUCUGUACAAACAGUUGGGAGUGAAGGCAGUUGUCAGGGAGGACGGCAGAGUGCAGUGGUUUGGAUGCAAGAGGGAGUCACAGCGAUGCUACCCAUCAGUGCAAGGCACACCAUCGUACAUACUGUCAGGACGCAACACUCCACCGUGUUGUCGCCGCAACAUGCGUCGUGUUGCGGGACACGUGCUGCGCGCGCUGUUGCAAGCCGGCGCCAGGUGUUGGCUGGAAACUACUUCCCUACUUGGUGCUGUUAUAAGGGGAGAUAUUCUACCAUGGGCGGAGUACGUGGAAAUCGGCAUCCAUGCUUCCGAUGUAUCUCGCGUAUCCUGGCUACAGCGAGGCGGCGCUGACGCUGACGGCUUCGUCUGGGAGCGCGCGACUAAAGGACAUUACUACAGAGUGGCGUACUCCGCGACUAAUCGCGUCUAUGUCUUAAUACUGCCGUUCACAGCUAGAAAUGGUACCAUGUGGCCUGCGGACUGGGUGCUGGCUCAUCAGAGAGAGUUUCCUGAGAGACAUUUGCAUCCUUUAGCACAGAUAACUUUCGCGGGUCGUCAAGCACCAGCUCCGAACGACGCUAGAGCUUUCCUGGAUCUAAAACUAGGGUCCAAUGCAGUGGAGCGGUGCGACAAACUUGGUCCCAAGUUACUCUAUCCUUAAGUUAACUGUAUACUUGCACAAUAUAUUGUUUUACAACUAGUCAUUUACAGUAUAUACAAUAAUAUAAGGACACUUAAGGUAAGCGUCCACAGGCUCGCAUCGUACGCACCACACUCAGCAUACGCAUUCCGUAUGAUGUCAUCAGUACGCAUCGCAUGUAGGCAUUGCUGAUGAUGCGGUGCGUACGAUGCAGAUCAGUGGACGCAGUUGUAUGAGUUUCUAUACAAGACAAACUAAAAUCCGUUGCGUGCGAUGCGUGCGGUGCGUACGAUACGGGCCUGUGGACGCGUACCUUAAAUGUGCGUUGUUACAAAUAUUAUGGCAUUUUACGUCAUAAGUUGUUUCUCGAACAAAACAAUCUCGUGAUCGCGUUUAUUAUUAUUUAUUUUUUAAUUGUUGUUUUAGUGAGAAUGCAAUAUUACGUGAGUACUAGUCACUAGUUUUAAGAUAUCGGUGAAUAAGUAGCUACGUAUAUUAUAUUUAAGCUUAGAAAGAGAUUUUAUAGUUAAUUUUUAAAUGGCAGAUUUACUUCUAAUUUGUAAGAAAUCGAAAUAUUAUUUGUGGACUAGAAUAUCUAAAGAAAUUCUGAAAAUAUGUAUUUAAAAGAAUAAUAUGUGUUUCAAAUCGUUAAAAAUAUAUUAAAACUGUUUUUGUACAUAAAUACAGAUUAAAUACGAUCAAAACUAAAUUGUUACAUUUAAAAAAAUAUUUUGAGAUAUCAAUGACGUAGAUAAGAGUAAAAAAUCUAAGAGAUUAUUUAUAAAAAUGUAUCGGAGUACGAAGUAAAAUUAAGUAGUAAUAACUACUUAUAAAAUUAAAUAUAUCUAGUAUAGUUUUAAUUAUUUUUAAUAUUAAAAUUAAGACAAAUUUUGGAAUUCUUGUGAUCUAGUAGACUAGUCAAAAUUUAAUACAAAUAGUAAGUGUUCAUUCUUUCGAUACUAUUCUAGUCUCAAAAUCUGUUUUUUUUUCACAAAGGCUUUUUUAAACCAGCCGAUAUCACACCACUUACGAAUAUAGUACUUAUUGCUUUGGUCUUAACUGCGAUUUUAGUUUGUAAGGCAGCUAUCGCGUUGUUUUUGUUGCUUAGUUUUUUUUUUAUAGUGUUUAUGGUCCGCCAGUGAAAUUCACUUGCUUCUAUGUACAGGCCAUUAAUAAAAAUGGCGUCCAUUGAGAAUGGCGUUGUUUCGUUUUUUGAGAGUUUAUCCUAAAGUGCAUUUUUAACGUGCCUUUCUUUUUGGGCACAUUUCAUUGUAUUAGAAUAAGUUUAAAAGUUUAAUUUCAAAGCUUUAUUAGAAUAAUUAAUACAAAUACAAGUAAA
This is a messenger RNA of Spodoptera frugiperda (fall armyworm), 2949 nucleotides long. Its product is annotated as ribitol 5-phosphate transferase FKRP. Bases 132 to 1631 code for a protein of 499 amino acids. The record is from RefSeq and is a predicted model, not a curated record. The transcript is spliced from 5 exons. Lineage: Eukaryota; Metazoa; Arthropoda; Insecta; Lepidoptera; Noctuidae. Gene Ontology annotation, biological process: protein O-linked glycosylation via mannose. Gene Ontology annotation, cellular component: Golgi apparatus.